AUGCAGGGCUUCAACAUGGGACGGUACUACCCACCCGACGCCUCCGACGCGCCCUCCUUCAACAAAUCGCAUCCGCUCGGCGCGCGCGCAAACAAAAUCUCGCAAGGCAUCCUUACCGUGCGCUUCGAGCUGCCCUUCGCCGUAUGGUGUCAGCACUGCAAGCCCGAAGCCAUCGUUGGGCAGGGCGUGCGCUUCAACGCAGCCAAGAAGAAAGCCGGCAACUACUACAGCACGCCGAUAUGGAGCUUCAAGAUGAAACACACGGCGUGUGGCGGCGAGUGGGAGAUACGCACCGAUCCCAAGACGACGCAAUAUGUCUGCGCUGAGGGUUGUAGGAGGAGGGAUUAUGGGCCUGAGGAUGGUGAGGAGCAGGAUGGCAAGUUAAAGUUCUUGAGUGAGGCAGAGAAGGAGAGGAGGAGGGAGGAUGCGUUCGCGGGAUUGGAGGGAAAACUAGAGGAUAAGGCGAAGGAUAAACAUCACAAGGAGAGGGUAGAAGAGCUGUACGAGAAGGCAGAGGUGUGGAGGGAUCCCUACGAUGUCAAUGCCAGGCUCAGGAAGGAAAUGCGAGACAAGAGGAGAAUAAGCAAGAAAGAAGAUGAACGUAGAGAGGGCAUACAGGACAAGUUCAGUUUGGGUCUGGAGAUCCUCGACGAGACCGACGCAGACCGACAGAAGGUUGGACUGGUCGAAUUUGGCAGUGUCAAGGACGCAACUAAGGCCUGGAAACCGCUCUUUGCAGAGCAGCAUGCUGAUGGCACGGACAAGCCCAGCGCAAAGCCGAAAUUGAAGAAGCUGAAGGCUGAGAGAGCCGCGGAGGAGAGCCGAGUCGACUUACGACAGAAGCUUGUGGGCAACACGCGCGCUGUAAUCGAUCCGUUCGCUUCCAAAGAAGCCAUCUCGAAGACAAGACCGAGCUUUGGUCUGUUGAAGAGGAAGCGUGACGCUGAACUGGCAGCUGCGCCUAUACUACAGACUUUGUCACCGACGCCAGACUCGACAGAAAGUGCGACGCCGUCAGCACAAGGUCUCCCAGCGUUAGUAGGCUAUGACUCGGAUUGA
Didymella exigua CBS 183.55 is the source of this 1059-nucleotide messenger RNA. RefSeq names its product DUF572-domain-containing protein. Gene Ontology annotation, cellular component: U2-type spliceosomal complex; post-mRNA release spliceosomal complex. The record is from RefSeq and is a predicted model, not a curated record. Bases 1 to 1059 code for a protein of 352 amino acids. NCBI's taxonomy places the organism in Eukaryota, Fungi, Ascomycota, Dothideomycetes, Pleosporales, Didymellaceae. Gene Ontology annotation, biological process: mRNA splicing, via spliceosome. The transcript has a single exon.